AUGGCCUGCGGCUUGCGGGAGCUGUGCCAUGCGGCCUGGCCCGAGGAGGAUUACCCAACCGUGGACAUCUUCGGGAAGAUCAACCCUACGCCCAUCGCCCUUCUCUUCGGGCUGAUGCUGGUCAACGCGUAUCUCAAGGACACCGGCUUGUGGCAGCGAGUGGAGGAGCUCUUGGAUUCAGAGUCUCCGAGGAAGCUGUUGCUGAAGGUCUGCUUCAUGGCUGCCUCGACCUCUGCGGUGCUAACCAACGACACCACCUGCCUGGUUCUGACCCCGGUGGUUCUCAACCUCUGCCGCCGGCGAGGGGCAAAGACGAGCAUUCCUUUCCUCCUUGCUGUGGCAACCUCCUCCAACAUCGGUUCAAGUCUGACGAUCAUCGGAAACCCCCAAAACGCACUGAUUGCGUCGAUCUCCCCGGGCCUCACGUUUCUGAACUUUGCAGAGGCGAUGCUUCUGCCUGUGAUCCUCGGCCUGGCCAUGAACACCUGUGCGUUGUGCCUGUACUUCCGAAAGGACCUGCUCUUCACUGCCCCUGAGCCGGUGGAGGAGAUCGAUGUGGAGCUAGCAGCACCCCAAUCCAAGUGCCUCUGGCGCUUCUACAUGGUGGCCGUGGCGGUGAUUGUCACUGCCAUGGUCGUAGGCUGGGUUUUCAACAUGGCGACAGACGAUGUGGCCUUGGCGGCAGGAUCCACGCUGAUGCUGCUGCGUGCCCUGCGCCGCCGAGCUGCUGGUGACGAUCUG
Molecule: messenger RNA, 741 nt
Organism: Symbiodinium necroappetens
Lineage: Eukaryota; Dinophyceae; Suessiales; Symbiodiniaceae
Source: the annotation of a GenBank genome assembly